GCCUGCGAGCGGGCCGGGGGAGGGACGCAGCACAGCUUAGCCGGACUUCAACCAAUCACAAGCCGCCCAACGGAGUCGGGCGCCAGGAGAGGCUGAGCUGGGUCGGCAGGAGGCGGGGAUUGCGGAAAAGAAGAACCAAUAAAAGCAAAGGUUCCCCGCCUCUCCGCCUUGAUGGACUGCCACGUUCGGACCAAUGGGGGAAUUCUCGCUUCGAAGGAAGCGGGAUUUAGACGCCGGGUUUGAGAGAGGUUGCGCGGAGGGGGAUGGGUGGAGACCGAGCCGCGUGGAAGAACCUUGAGGGUUUUGAUGGACCUGAGGGAGUCCUUUGACCUCCGCCAUGAGUCACGUGGGCUGACGGGGGCGGGGGCGGAAAGGCUGGAUAAGUUCCUUCCGGGUCAGUGACACAAGCGUGGACUCCGUGGGGGUAGUUCCUGGCGUCUUGGUCUUCCCGCGUCUUCCUUGUACCAGCGCGAGGUGAUUGUGGUUUCCACGAUGAGUUCCCAGAAAGGGAACGUGGCUCGUUCCAGGCCUCAGAGGCACCAGAAUACGUUUAGCUUCAAAAAUGACAAGUUUGAUAAGAGUGUUCAGACCAAGAAAAUUAAUGCAAAGCUUCAUGAUGGAGUUUGUCAGCGCUGUAAAGAGGUUCUUGAAUGGCGUGUAAAAUACAGCAAAUAUAAACCAUUGUCAAAGCCUAAAAAAUGGUUUAAUAAGGAACCGGAAAAGACAGAAAUUCCUGAAAGUAAUCUACGUUCCAACCAUAGAAGCUGCAGAAGAAAUGAAGAAGAAAGUGAUGAUGACUUAGAUUUUGAUAUUGAUUUAGACAACACAAAAGACAAUCAAGUGGAUUAAUAUAGUAAAAGUCACCUUGAAAACAUGAAAUUCUGGACGACUUUUGACUUUUGAGAGUUUUACACAAAAAUACUGUGAAAUCCUAACGAGCAAAAUAGCAAAAAGCUAUAGAAAACAGGCAGAAUUCACACAUGGACAAUAUAAAUUAUGCACGAUACUUGGAAAAUUAUAAAACUUUCAUCCAGAGUUUUCUUAUAAUAAAUUUUUAAGUAGCAUAUGCUAGAAUACCUGCCAGAAUGAGUAUUAGGGUAUCAUAGUGCAGUUCAUUGGAAUUAUUUGGAAGAGUAUACCAACUAAUAUCAAACUAAACAAGAUUCAGAAUUGUUGGUUGUGUAAGAACUAUCUCGUGGAAAAAUCAGUGCUAGCCUCAAAAAUUGGUCCUCAUUAAGUACUUUUUUAUAGAUCUAUCUCAAGUAAAUGGCCCACAUAACAAAGCCUCCUUACUUAUAAGCUUGCUUGUUACAAAAAGCUUGUUAUUUAUUUUUUAUAGUUAUGUUUUACAAGUGUGUAGCAGUUUUUCUUGGAAGUAUUUUUACAUACCUGAUCACAUUUUUUACAUUUCUUCUUUUGCAAAAUAUACAUACAGAAAAAAAUGUAUAAAAUACAUUAAUAUAUAAUUAUAAAGAAAAAUCAUAUAUCUGUCAUCCAGAUGAAGAGACUACUUUUAAACAAUAUAAAUUAGCUUUGCCUGAUUUUUAAUCCUUUUUUUCUUUUUAUCUUGAAAUAUCUCAAACCUAAACAAAACAGCAAAAUAGUACAAUGAAACUUUGUAUAUUCUUCAUCUAGAUUCACAGGUGAUUUGUUAUGUUUUCAUUAUAUCUCAAUAGAUUGAUAUAAAUACAUAUUUUAUUUGCUGAACCAUUUGCAAAUAAGUGACAGACAUUGGUUUUGAGCUUUGUGUGAGCAGGCUUAUACUAUGCAUGUUAUUUUGUAUCUCUUCUUUAUUUCAUUAUUUGUGAGAUUGAUGCAUGUUUAGUUGUAAGAGCUCCGAUUUGUUCAUGUUACAUUAUUGUGUUUUUUUUUUUUUUAAAGAUUUUAUUUAUUUAUUCGAAAGAGAGAGACAGCCAGCGAGAGAGGGAGCACAAGCAGGGGGAGUGGGAGA
Ailuropoda melanoleuca (giant panda) is the source of this 1951-nucleotide messenger RNA. RefSeq names its product chromosome 17 C9orf85 homolog (gene C17H9orf85). The coding region runs from base 493 to 849 and encodes 118 amino acids. Lineage: Eukaryota; Metazoa; Chordata; Mammalia; Carnivora; Ursidae. The transcript is spliced from 3 exons. The record is from RefSeq and is a predicted model, not a curated record.